CUGGAAGCAAUGGCUGGUGCUGCAAAGUUCAGUUUUUCCGUGAGGAGCAUCCUGGAUUUGCCUGAAAAUGACGCAGAGACAGUGCAGCCCUCCCCCGGUAACUCCUGCUCCAGCUCCCCUUACUCCUCCUGGAUGGACAGCGACCGUACCCCUUGUCUCUCUUCAGACGAGAGCAGCCUGGAGACUGCCCCACACUCUACCAAGUCAGAUGAGUCUUCUCUGGACUCAGAGGCCGAGAAGAAGAAGAAGUGCCGCGUGCUCUUCUCCAAGGCCCAGACCUUUGAGCUCGAGAGGCGUUUCCGUCAGCAGCGCUAUCUGUCAGCACCAGAGCGCGAGCAGAUUGCCCAUCUCCUCCGCUUGACGCCGACGCAGAUUAAGAUCUGGUUCCAGAACCACCGGUACAAAAUGAAGAGGUCACGAGCAGAAGGAGAGUCACAAGACAUAAACCAACCGCCUAUGUUGCGCAGAGUAGUGGUACCCAUCCUAGUUCGGGAUGGCAAGCCGUAUCAGACCUGUUUCAUUGACACGGAGAAAGGAGGCUGUCUUGGACCGAACACAUGCCCGGGUACACCCUUCAGUUUUGGGUACCAGUCUUUCCAGCAUCCGUCGCCGUUCGCUCUACCUCAACAAUACCAGCACUUUGCCAGCCCGGCAGCAUCCAGACACACCUUCGCUUGGAGAGACUUUCUGAAUGACUCAGCUCAAUUCAGUGCUUUUAAAUGACUAUAAAAUAUUAAGUAGGAGACUAUGCGUAGAGAAACACUUACAACCACUUGUUUUCUGAAUUCCCUUAUUUUUCGAGGUACUUAAAAGUGUACUAAUAACUACAGUAAUAUUUUUUUAUGAGAAGUAUUUUGCACAUAUUUUAUUUUUGGUAUUUUAUUUAAUGAAUUGAGUGAUAUUCUCGAAAGAUUAAAGUCGUUAUUAGUUUCUUGUAAUCUGAUGAUAGGCCUAUGGACAUUCUACUCCUACAUUCGACCCCCCAAUUCGAUCAUGUGCUGUGUGUAAGCCUGA
Messenger RNA from Salvelinus fontinalis (brook trout), 1014 nucleotides. Its product is annotated as homeobox protein Nkx-2.8-like. Gene Ontology annotation, molecular function: DNA-binding transcription factor activity, RNA polymerase II-specific; RNA polymerase II cis-regulatory region sequence-specific DNA binding. Gene Ontology annotation, cellular component: nucleus. Lineage: Eukaryota; Metazoa; Chordata; Actinopteri; Salmoniformes; Salmonidae. The transcript is spliced from 2 exons. The record is from RefSeq and is a predicted model, not a curated record. Gene Ontology annotation, biological process: cell differentiation; regulation of transcription by RNA polymerase II. Bases 10 to 723 code for a protein of 237 amino acids.